Arachis ipaensis is the source of this 2393-nucleotide messenger RNA. RefSeq lists its product as uncharacterized. The record is from RefSeq and is a predicted model, not a curated record. Lineage: Eukaryota; Viridiplantae; Streptophyta; Magnoliopsida; Fabales; Fabaceae.
AUAUAAUUGGAGAUGGACCAAACGCGCAAGCAACGAAUUUUUCAAACUCAAAAAUAUGACGCAAACUUGCACAGCAAUCCAAAUUCCUAAAAUUAACAAAAUUACUGUCGCUUUUGAUUCACACUUUUCCAGUUUUCAGUUUUCCCUCUCAACAACCAACUUCACAAACCCAACUACUUUUUCCUUCCACGCAACUGCAUGUUUUUCCCCUUCCUUUCAUACCCAAAACUCUCCCAUUUUCAGUUACAUUUUAGAAAAAUUAACCCUGUAACUGCCCUUUCCCCCACUUUAACCUCCUCUUCUUCAAGAUUGGAUUUUUUUCUAAUGGGGGGCCAAGAAAAGAAGAUUGAUCAAAGAACAAGGAAAGAGAUUAUUACGGCUUUCACAGUUUCUUCUCAUCACAAAUAUGCAGGGAUUGACCUUAUGCAGAACUGUGAUCUUCCCCCACCUUCCAAGGUUUUUGUUGGACCGGAUGAGACCAUUGUGUUUCCGAUGAAUCGGGCCUGUGAUGCUGUGGGUAAAGAAGGAGAGGAAGAACAACGGGAUGGAAGACAUUAUGGUACUUAUGGGGGUGAAAACGGUGGUGGCGAUGAUAGAGAUAAAAUUGAACUUCUGAAGGCCCUGCGAGCUUCGCAGACUCGUGCCAGGGAAGCGGAGAAGAAGGCUGCAGUUCUGAGGAAAGAAAGGGAUGGUCUUUCAGUGGCUCUGGUGGAGGAGGCUAUGCAGUUGUUCGCGUAUAGGCAGCAGGUGAGAUUGCUUGAGCUUCAAGUUUUGCACUUGCGAUUGCUGUGGCCAGAGAAGAAACUUGUAAAUUGUUGCGCUGACACAAUAGGAUCAUCAUCGAUGGAAGAUGGCUCUGAUGGAGAAAGGUCAAAUGUAAAAUUUGUUCUGGCUUUGGCUCUUACUUUGGGGAUUGGAGUGACCACUGUUCUUGCUUGCAAAUACUUCUUGUAAACUCGCCAACUUCUAUUGAAGUUGUUUCUAUAUAAUGAUUGCACAUGCAACUAGUAAACAAAUAUUUUUGACUCACGAAUCAAUAAAUAAUGUUCUAAACAACGGUUAAGCAUUCCCUAUUGAUUAAAUCCCCAAUUUGGUCCCCAAAAUUUAAACUAUGCAUCAAUUAAGUCUCUGACUUUCGUAAAUGACCAAUUACGUCCCUUAAAUUAAAAAAUGUGAAUUCACGUUCAUUCCUAAAUAAAUUGCCGUCUUAACAGUGCUGAUGUGUGCUGUACAUUUCAAAAAGGAAGGUUGGUAGAUUAUUCACUGUGACUAGGGAUACCAGUCGGAAGCAACUCGUGGGAGGAACCAAAAUCACCCUCUUCCUCAAGGAGGAUCAGAUGUUUAGGGUAAGAGGUUUGGCUGUGAAGAAUCUAUGUUUGGCUCGCAACGAGUGGUUGACGGAUGAAACAAUCAAAUGAUUACUUCCACUAGACCCAAUCUAGAGAUCAUAUACUUGAGCUAUUGCCAAAGCAUUUUAGAAGAAGUUGUUGUUGUUGAAGUCUUUUAAGAGAUGUCAUAGGAUUAAUGAUCUGAGCUUAGCUUAUUGUAGAGUGAGUCGAUUUCAUUUUGAGUUUGGGUAUAAAGAUCUUACAUUGUUUGUGUUGAACUUAUUUGGGUUAAUGAUUAGUGAUGUUUCACUUUCUGCAAUCUGAAAGAGUGCUUUUAGGCUAAAGCAGUUAAACAAUCAUUGUGGUCAAAACAGGCCAUAGUAAAGUGCAAGCAACUGAAGGUGAUAAACUUGAAGCUAUAUCAAAGAGUGGCUGCUGAUAUUGUUGAUUGGAUGGUUCUUGAAAGGCUAUCAUUGAGAAACAUAAUAACAGCUCCUUCUCAAUUUCCUCUCACUGAAUUUCAGAAGGAAAAUGGUAAGUUUCUCUCUAUUUUCCAGUGUACUGUUGUUCAAAGUAAUAUGAGUAUAAGGAGGUAGAUAAUUAAUUAUAGAUAAACAAUGAUGAAGUUUUCUUUAUUUACCAUUUUCAUAUUUUUACAAAUGCAAACCAUAGUCAUGUAGUUCAGGCACUUCGAAGUUCGAAGGCUUGGACUUGAAUAUUGCUUUGAAAAAAUCAUAAGCUUUGAUACUCUGAAUCCCUCCACCAACAUCAAUGUAGUUCUGGGAAGCCAACGAAAAGCAUGAAAUUGUCAAGUAUAAUGUUGCAAUUGAGGCAUCAGUGAUAGCUCAGUUCAAAAUACAAGUUUACUCUCUAGUGCCUUGUUUUGUGUAAGCGCCUAUCUGAUCAAUGUAAUUGUCAAGUUAUUUGAAUUUUAUUUAUACAAAUGAAUAUUUUGACCAGUACUAGGGACCUUUCUAUCAUUUCAAUUCUAGCACGUGUUUGCAUGUAUUCUAUUGUCUUUAAUCCAAACUCGUUUAUAACAAGUGAUAAUUUCAGAUUUCUUAA